Bursaphelenchus okinawaensis is the source of this 921-nucleotide messenger RNA. The record is from the annotation of a GenBank genome assembly. NCBI's taxonomy places the organism in Eukaryota, Metazoa, Nematoda, Chromadorea, Rhabditida, Aphelenchoididae.
AUGGCUGCUAAUAAAGUUGAAAUGUCAUUGGGUGAGUUGUUUUUUUAAUGAUGCAAUUACGAAAUGUUUUAAAAUUUUAUAAAAACUUAAAAAAUAUAUUGUUGUUGAGGUAAAACAUACAGUUUUGUUUUCGAAUUUAGCAUUUUUAAGUCUAGAUAAUACGUAUUUGAAUCAGUUUUUGUAUUUAAUUACUUUUGUUGUAGAUGACAUUAUCAAGAGCUCUAAGGCUAAGCCCGGCGUCAGCAACAAAAGGACCUUCAAAAAAAAAGGUACCAAGCCAGGACCAAUCAAGAAGGUGAGUUUAUGGUUUGAAUUUAAAGUGAGAAUUUAAUGUUCGAUCGUUUCAAAGUUUUACCGCAUUAAACAAAUUCGUAUGUGUAAUAUUGGUUUGUUUUCAGAGAGGUUUUAAAGGACAGAAGGAGGAGGCCAGAGUGACACCUGCAACAAAGCAACUGGUUAACAAACUUGUUCAAGUGAGUAUUUAAUAAGCCUUAUAUGGAUAAUUUCUUGAAAUUGUUGAAAAACGAUUUUUUAAUAUUUAUUUUUCAUGAUUUAUAACUUUAGCAAGCUCUGGCUAAACGAGGAAUCAGAAACUCUGGAUCGCCGGUGAAGAAGCCUUUCAGAAAGGUGAACGCCAAUUCCAGAGUAAUCAAGAAGAGGACUGGACCACGAACCGAGACUGUUAUUGUCAAGAAGAUUCAGCGUCCAGUUCAGAAACCUCGUGUCAUCAGAGAGGUGAUUGUCCAAGAACAACCAAGAAGGGUGAACCGACCAGUCCGCAAGACCUUUGUUGAACAACGACCUCGUCAACGUGUUGUCUACGUCAACGAGCGACCAACUCAGCGCGGCCGAUUUGUGAACAGAAGGAGAAGGUCGGGAGAUUCAUUCUACGAGUCCUCCAACUUCCUUCAACGAAUCUAA